Syngnathoides biaculeatus (alligator pipefish) is the source of this 3564-nucleotide messenger RNA. It is a transcript of the gene kel, whose product is annotated as Kell metallo-endopeptidase (Kell blood group). Gene Ontology annotation, cellular component: plasma membrane. The coding region runs from base 23 to 2458 and encodes 811 amino acids. Gene Ontology annotation, molecular function: metalloendopeptidase activity. Gene Ontology annotation, biological process: protein processing. The transcript has 17 exons. NCBI's taxonomy places the organism in Eukaryota, Metazoa, Chordata, Actinopteri, Syngnathiformes, Syngnathidae. The record is from RefSeq and is a predicted model, not a curated record.
CACGUAAGAUCAGAUGUGAAAGAUGGACUACACCACCAAAGACGUUCACAUGUUAAGAAUGAGUGAAACUCUUGAGCUUGAGUUAUCAGCGGGCCAAUCAUCAAAACCGGAACCCAAGAGGGGACUUCAUCCCCCAGCUCUGUUUCAGCCGAAUCUCCCCAUUCAAGACCCCGCACAGGCCCAGCCACAAACACAAGUGGAGCUGCAGAGGUGGCCAACACAGCGACUAGAGGAGUCAGACCUCGAGAUCCAGCACCCUAAUGAGCGAACUAAACCGACAUGGAUACAGCGCAGCUGUACGCUCUCUCUCUUCAUUCUGGUCUUCUGUUUGUGCGCCGUUUUCCUUGGAAUGGUUUACUACAUAUAUUACUCUCCCCAUCAAGGGAACGGGAACCAGGAAAUCCUUGUCAUUCCGUGUGACUCCCCAGCCUGCCAGAGGGCCUCAGUGAAUCUCUCCAUGUCUGCAGACCCCUUCACGCAUCCCUGUGACUACUUCCUGUUCUCGUGCAGACCCAACAGACCUUCUCCUGACGUCACGGGCCCCCAGAGAGAAAAAUCCAGAAGAGACUUAAAAGAAAAGAGGACAAGGGACAGAAAAACUGAGCUCCUGCAGUAUCUCAGGAAGAUUUUGGAAUCAAAUGACGGGCUUGCAAGUUCAGCUGUGCAGAAAGCCAAAGUGUUCUAUCGCACCUGUUUGGACACUAAGUCCUUGGAUAUGGCUGGAGUGGAGCCUUUCCUCGCACUCAUCCACAAACUGCAGCUUGGAGGUUGGCCAGUGUCAGGCCAGUGGAAUCAGACCGACUUCAACUCCACCCUCAGCACACUGAUGAGAGACUACGCCACCUUCCCGUUCUUCAACGUCUACGUCGGCGAAGACCCUACGGACACGGCUGCCAAGAGGAACAAACGAUACAUACAGAUCGAUCAGCCUGACUUCUUGAUCCCUAUUGAAUGGAACAACGAGACUGAGAAGUCUCAAGUUACAAGGGAGAUGCUGCUUCCUUUCUUGGCUUUAUGCGAGAGGUACCUGGAGCUGCUGGGGGCCUCGCCAGGCAGCGGCAUGAUCCACGUUGGCGCGUUCAUCUCACUGUCUUCAGAGCUCGCUGUGGCCGCAGCACCUCUGAGUCACCGCAGAUCCAAAGGGCAGCUCUAUCAGCGCUUUACCAUCAAGGAGUUACAGCAUGAAGCCCCGGCUAUCGACUGGUUGGGUUGCCUGCAGGCUGCGUUCCAUUCACAGCCCCUCUUUGAAGAUGACCACAUCCUCCUGCACAACCUGCCUUAUAUCGUGCAAAUGUCCCACAUCAUCAGCCACUGGAUGACCCGGCACGAACUGAGAACCAGCGGCCCCCUCCACACGUUCAUGGUGCUCAACUUGCUGCACACUCUCCUGCUCGCCCUGGACUCAAGAUUCUUGGACACGGCGGCUAAUUUGUCAGUGGCUUUGGGUGACCCAAGAGCGAGGCAACGCAGUCUUCACUCAAAAACAAACGCUUUGAGUGAGCCCUUCGCGACGGCCCCUCGCUGGAAACGCUGCGUGCUGGAAACGGAGCGAGGGUUCGAUGGGGUUCUGGCGCAUCUGUUUAGAGAAGACGCCGCCAGCGGAGCGGCAGAGGAGCUUAGCGAAAAUAUCCUGUCUUCCUUCAAGUCACACCUGCACGAGCUCAAGUGGAAUGAUAAGAAGACUCUCCAGUUUGUUAUGAAUAAGGUUCAGUCCGUAACUCCAAGAAUUGUGAGACCAAAAGAAAACACGACUGAGGCGGAGCUUGACCUGCUUUAUUCAGAGGUGUCCAUCAGCACCCACAGCUUCUUCUCCAACUACCUGCAGCUGCUGUCCUUCUUGCAAAAGAGGCACAGUAGACUCUUGCAUGCAAACAGCGAUGACACUGAUAUUUGUUCUUUGCUUCAAAGUCUAUCCGUUACGAUAUCGCUUCUGGGCAAUGAGCUGAUCAUUCCCAUGGGAAUGUUUAUCCCUCCUCUCUUCCAUCCCACAUACCCAAGAGCCAUGAAUUACGGCGUGAUGGGUUUCCUUCUGGCCAAAGACCUCCUUCACCUGUUUCUACCUGACAUUCACUCCAAGAGUGCAACGGUGGGUGCUUUGGGGCAGUGCGUCUGGUCCCACUACCUCACCGUGACCAACAAGGACAGUGAGGGGCUUCUGCUACCUGCAGCUCAGCAGCAAGAAGUGUGGCUGCAAUAUUCGGCACUGCAGAUCGCUCGGAAGGCGUAUCAGAAGAGUCUGAAGAAGCACCCGUCAGACACAUCCAUCUCAGGAUUCUCGGGCACUCGUCUUUUUUUAAUGACAUUCUCUCAGGUGACCUGUGACGCUGACCAGUAUCAUCACUUGAUGCCUUUGGAGCCCUCCUUUCUCAUCACAACCCUCUGCGCCAAAUCUCAUCUUUGCCCCACAAACCUGCAAUGCCCUAAAACAACUCAGCGGCGUUUGCCGCAUGGAUGCUGAACAUGUUUAAAGGAGACUGCAGCCCCCCCCCCCCCACACACACACAAAUUAAGACAGUUCUUGGGUGUCUUAAUAACAUGUCAUCGUCUGAAGAUCAAGAAUGAUACUACAUUUUACAAACUUCACAGCUUGUCUUGCCCAAAAUAGCCCGUAAGUGAGCCAGACCUCAACCCAUCCCACAAACUGCUGAGCAGUUCUGGCUUUCGUUACCAUGAUGACUAGCGGGGCUGGAUCUCGACAGGCGAUUGAGCACAUUCAAGCCGACGUUUGUCCGCAUCGCUUGAUGGCCAGCGCUACUAAUGGAAGCGGACCCCAGUGUGGAACCAAAAGUGAGUACCCUGAGGGAGAACGCAAGUGUUUAAACUCGUGGAGGCAUUAGUUCAUGCAUUAUAAUGUGGUGGAUGGACACCUUGUCAAACCCUAAUACUCUAACUCAAAUCUACACGCACACCCUACUGUUAUAGAAGACCAAAUUUGAUGGGUGGCAACUCACUGCAGAGACCCAACUAUUUGGAUACAAACAACACAAGUCUACUUUCCAUAAUACAUCAACUUUUUCAACAGUAAAGGUAUUAUUAUAUCACCCGUGUUAGUCAUGCAAGUGAUGUGUAGAUAGCCUACACAAUGUGUAAGAUAACUAUUCUUGUUUGUAUAUAAGCCUUGUUUGGUGUAUACUUGUGUUCUGUUAAAAAAAAUAAACUGUCGGGAUCCAUUCAAUGAAAAAUUUGUUCUUGAUAUACUUGCAUGGGAUUACCAUUGUGUAAACAUUGUCAUUUGCCUUGUACUUGGGAUUUUCCCAAACAGCUUUUAAAAACUGAUUAAUAAGGAGUGGCAUGAGGAAAUUUUUUUUUGGCCUCAGAAGGAGUCAUUUGAUUGGCUUGCAAAGGCUACUUGUGUGUUGUAACUGCCUUUUGGCGUCUGAUUGGUGAAUUGUCAUCGUAUGACAUAAGCAAUCCUGUGCAAGGGGCGCCCUAUGUGGAAGUCUUAGAUCGAGUCUAAAAAUAGACACGCACGCAAGACUUGAUAAAAGCAAGAAAGGGCUUGUCGAUCAUUGUAAUGGAGUAAAAAUAUCAAUCCCUAAAUACCCAAAAGUAUGGUGCAUUUAA